AUGGGAUCUGUUACUGCUCUGUGCUUUGCUCCGUUCCUGAUCGAGCUCUGUCAACCUCGCAAGGGUCUGCGAGCGCAGACUGUUUGCCAGAUUGUCCUCGAGACUCAAGACGUUACAGGAGCUGCUGUAAAGCCCGAUACUCGCACGUUUGCGGACAUCAGAUUCACUGUCUUCAAGCCCUCUGUCAUCUCCGCAUCGGCGAUUCUUACAGCUCUCUCGUAUCUCUACCGCAAGCAUUACAUGUUCUACGAGAACAUACUCAUGACGCUCGAUUUCAUAGACAAGGAAGAAGUGAGACAGUGCAUGCCACUGAUGAGAGAGAUGUGCGCAAGGAAGAAGAUAUGGAUGGAGACUGUUGAGACAGACCUAAGGGGACGACCGCUGGUGCGAGUACAGGCUGCGGCCCUUGAGCCAGCUGGCUCGUCUAUCCUCGCGAUGGAACCUGUCGAGAGGAGACGGGAGACGCAGCCGUGGCAAGAACCAGAGCUUGACGGUGAAGAGCCAGGUCCGGUUCCUGAGAUACAGCAAGUGGACGAAUCUCUGUCAAUGGACUUCGAGCUGAAGUGGGUUAUUGAGGACGAUGAUGUCGGAUCACUCCUCAGUCCAGCACAUUCAUCGCCUUGCUUUAUCCGUCACCUUUCUUGUAGCAAUGCAGAACGGUGUCCCUGCACCGUCCUGUAA
This is a messenger RNA of Tarenaya hassleriana, 681 nucleotides long. RefSeq lists its product as uncharacterized. NCBI's taxonomy places the organism in Eukaryota, Viridiplantae, Streptophyta, Magnoliopsida, Brassicales, Cleomaceae. The record is from RefSeq and is a predicted model, not a curated record. Bases 1 to 681 code for a protein of 226 amino acids. The transcript is spliced from 4 exons.